Messenger RNA from Drosophila ficusphila, 1099 nucleotides. Its product is annotated as dnaJ protein homolog 1. The coding region runs from base 200 to 586 and encodes 128 amino acids. Lineage: Eukaryota; Metazoa; Arthropoda; Insecta; Diptera; Drosophilidae. The transcript has a single exon. The record is from RefSeq and is a predicted model, not a curated record.
AAAGUUAUCGAUUAUCGAUUGAAACAUUUAGUUUUUGUUAUUCUGUUUUUAUAUUGUUUUUAAUCAGCGAACAGAAUCUAAAAAUUACUACAACCACGAUACUCUGCGUACGCAGGUACCAAUAAGCUGAGACAGGAAACUUGGCAGCGCCGAACUGAGCAAACAUCACGAUCGGAAAAAGAAAUUCGAUUUCAUCACAAUGGGCAAGGAUUACUACAAGAUUCUGGGCAUUGAGAGGAACGCGAGCACAGAAGAGAUAAAGAAGGGAUACCGCCGGAUGGCGCUCCGUUACCAUCCGGACAAGAACGACCACCCACAGGCCGAGGAGCACUUUAAGGAGGUGGUUGCCGCCUUUGAGGUCCUGUCCGACGAGGAAAAGCGCCAGAUCUACGACAAGUUCGGUGAGGAGGGUCUGCGAUGUGGUGACGAGCCAGCGACCUUCGCCCAGCCCACGUCCGACAUGCUGCCGUUCAUGUGCGCCGUCGGCGGAACCGUGCUGUUCGCAUUCGCGGCCUACAAAACAUUCCAGUUCUUUACCCGGAAAAAGGAGCCGGCCGCCAACGGCGAUGGAUCGUCGUCGGACUGACUUAAGGAUAUUCUAAUCAAGGUCAAACAGAUUGAAAAAUAUAUGUUUUAAGAACUUUAACGCAAUAGGUUUAAGGUUCGUGUAUAAAGGUUAAGUUAUUUACUGUUAUUUUAUAUAUUUUAGUCCAUUAAAUCGAAUGCAAAAGCCGGGAUCGAUGAUUUCGAACAUAUGCAUACAUACAUAUGUAAUAUGUAUAUUAUCGACCAGAGCUGACAAUUUGCGCUCAAUACUGUCAAUUCAUAAUAGCAGGACUGUCGAAUUGUAUAACUUUACAACAGUCUUUAAAAUUUAAACAACUUAACUUUUACGAUUACUUCAAAAGUAAACUACGAUUUCACAUAGAAGAUAAAUUAAUAGAUAAUACGUUAUCAACUAUAAAAGGAUUUUUAAUAAGAGCUUCUUGAAUAUAUUAGAACAAAAAAUUGCAAUACAUUAGGUGUGCAACGAUAUUAUUUAAUGCAAUUUUCAAACGAUGAUUAACAUAAUAAAUGCGGGUAUUAACUUUGUAAAAAA